Candidula unifasciata is the source of this 225-nucleotide messenger RNA. The record is from the annotation of a GenBank genome assembly. Lineage: Eukaryota; Metazoa; Mollusca; Gastropoda; Stylommatophora; Geomitridae.
AUGUUCGAGCUGAGGCUCAGCGAUCCUGUCAUGGCCGUCAUUGAAUACCCGGAUGUUGCCAGAGUCACCAUUCUGGAUCCGGAAGAUGAGUCGCAGAUAUUCUUUUCAGACAGUGAGUACCGCGUUUCUGAGGACAUUGGGGAAAUUCUGAUCCCCAUUAAAAGGAUCGGGGACGUUUCCGAUGAGACCAUGGUGAUUUGCUCCACAGUGCAAGGUAGGUGGUGA